Molecule: messenger RNA, 1056 nt
Organism: Lodderomyces pseudojiufengensis
Lineage: Eukaryota; Fungi; Ascomycota; Pichiomycetes; Serinales; Debaryomycetaceae
Product: DNA-3-methyladenine glycosylase II
Exons: 1
Coding region: 1-1056 (351 amino acids)
Biological process (GO): DNA alkylation repair; base-excision repair, AP site formation; base-excision repair
Cellular component (GO): protein-DNA complex; nucleus
Molecular function (GO): DNA-7-methylguanine glycosylase activity; alkylated DNA binding; DNA-3-methyladenine glycosylase activity
Source: RefSeq, a predicted model, not a curated record
AUGGGAGCAAUAACUAGAUCAAACAAAUCAGGAGCUAAAACAGCAGAAAACACGUCUCAAGUAUACACGUUAACUGAUAUACCAACAAAAAUAAAUUUAAAAGAUAAACCAAAUAAAGUAUCAAAACCUAAGUCUAAAACAAACCCUAAAUUACCAAAGAAUGUUGAUAAAAUAUUACCAAAAUCAAAACCAUCAAUUGAAAAAUUUUUAGAUCAUGAGAAUGUCCCCAAAGAUUUAGAAUUACCUAAAGAAUUUAUUGAAUUUCAUACUCCAGCAUUUAUUGAAGGUUUAAAAUUUUGUAUUGAAAAAGAUCCAACAUUAUAUCCUGUAAUAGUGAAACAAAAUUUUGAAGGUUUUGGUUCUAAACAAUUUGAUGAAAAAUUACAACAUGCUGAUGCUGAUAAGAUUCAUUUAUAUUGGUAUAGUUUAAUUAGAUCAAUAAUUGCUCAACAAGUUAGUGGUGCAGCAGCAAAAUCAAUUGAAAAUAAAUAUAAGAAUUUAUUUAAGGAUGGUGAAGUUCCAACUGCUGAAAAGACUAAAAAUAUGAGUGAUGAAGAAUUGAAAAAAGCAGGAAUAUCAGGUCCAAAAAUUAAAUAUGUUAAAAGUAUAAGUGAAGAAUUUACAAAUAAGGAUAGUAAAUUAACAGAUACUUCAUUUUAUGCUAAUGCAACAGUUGAAGAAAUUUAUGAAGAAAUUUGUAAAUUGAAAGGAGUUGGUAUAUGGUCUGCCAAAAUGUUUGCAUUAUUUACAUUAGAAGAAAAUGAUGUAUUUGCAGAAGAUGAUUUAGGAGUUGCAAGAGGUAUGGCUAAAUAUUUAGAACAAAGACCUGAAAUUUUAGAUAAAGCAAAAAAGGAAUGUGAUAAAGAUGAUUCUAAAAAAUCUGCUUUAAAAAAGAGAUCUAAAUUUUUUAAUAAAGAUGAUUCAAAAAGAACUUGGAAACCUAUACAUGAUGUUUAUGUAUUACAUAUAGCUGAAGAUUUUAAACCUUUUAGAAGUGCAUUCAUGAUGAUUUUAUGGAGAUUGAGUUCAACUAAUGUUGAAGCUUUAGAAAUAUAG